UACACUGUGAAUUGCCCUUUGGUCGGUCAGUGUCAGUACUCAAGUCAGAGGCUUUUCUCUCUUUUUCGGUGUUUCCUCGGCUCCUCGCUCUCGCUUUUGCUUGUUGCUAGCGACGAAUAAAACAACUCAGUUUCCGAAGCCCCAUCUCGCUCUGCAGAAUGGGAGCAGAGGUGGUUGAGAGACCCACCGUACGUCUCUCAAAUAUCCCGCAAUCCGUCAUAGCCAAAGACCUUCUACAGUAUCUCGAAACCCAACUAGGUCCAGACUCCGUCUUCGCUAUUGAAAUAUCCACAGAGCGCAAGAACUGGAAAUCCCGUGGUUUUGGCCGUGUUCAGUUCACUUCCCUCGAGUUUAAAGAGAAGACUCAGUCCCUUUCUAUUCAGAACAAGCUCUUUCUCAAAUCUCAAUACCUCAUGGUCUCUGAAACCUAUGACGACAUCAUUCCCAGGCCUAUCAAGCCCCAACAUAGACUCGAGAACUGUGUUCUGUAUGCGGGUUUUAUGAAAGAAGAGCGUUGCUUGUGUGUGUUGGAGAGCUGGGAUGGUGUCAGGGGUUGGCUUAUGCCUGAAAGGAGGAGAGUGGAAUUUUGGGUGUGGGUAAAUGAUGAAUGUUAUAAACUGGAUGUAAGGUUUGAUGAUGUUCUGGAGGCCGUUGGAUGCUGUUUGGGAGGUGAGAAAGUGGAUGCAAUUCUUUUGAAGCUCAGGUAUGGACCAAAGAUAUAUAAAAGAAUUUCUGGACCUCAUAUAGCUUCCAAAUUUAGUGCUGAUAGAUACCAUAUGUGCAAGGAAGAUUUUGACUUUGUUUGGGUUCGCACUGCAGACUUUUCAUCUGUGAAAUCAAUUGGACAAGCAACUUCAUUUUGUUGGGAAAUUGAAGAAGGAUUAGAGGCUUCAGAUAUUUUUACAAGUUUCCCAUAUUAUAUUGAAGAUAGAAAAGAUAUAGUUUUGGAAGAUGGGGAAGAAUUCCAUUCUACAUCUGAAAUAGUUCCACUUGCCAAAUGUGGAUCCGACUCUAAGUUAGCAUAUGAGAUUCUUUUCCAGUUAAAUUCUCUUGUGCAUACUCAUAAAAUUAGUCUUGCUUCAGUAGACACUGAUCUAAUUAAUAUUCUUGGUAGUUUGACCAUAGACACUGCUAUGAUAAUUCUUCAGAAGCUGCACAAGUUGACUUUCACUUGUUAUGAUCCACUGUCUUUUAUAAAGAAACAAUUACAUGUUCCAGGAAGAAACCUUAAAAAGCCUUUCAUAUCAUCACGCAAAAACUUUACAGAUCAUAAUAUAACAAUUUGUCAUAGGGCCUUAAUUACACCGUCAAAAAUUUACUGCUUGGGUCCUGAGCUUGAAGCCUCCAACUAUGUUGUAAAAAACUUUGCAUCAUAUGCUUCAGACUUUAUGAGAAUUACUUUUGUUGAAGAAGAUUGGAGUAAGCUGCCUGCAAAUGCUAUUUCCACAAGUAUCCAGCAAGGCAUUUUUGCAAAGCCUUUUAGAACUGAAAUAUAUCACAGGAUGUUGUCUGUUCUUCGAGAUGGAAUUGUGAUUGGUGCUAAAAGGUUUGAAUUUCUGGCUUUCUCAGCGAGUCAACUGCGAUCAAAUUCUGUUUGGAUGUUUGCUUCUAAUGAUGAUGUGAAGGCAGAAGAUAUUAGGGAAUGGAUGGGUUGCUUUAAUAAGAUCCGUAGUAUUUCCAAAUGUGCAGCUAGGAUGGGUCAACUGUUCAGUGCUUCUAGGCAAACUUUUGUUGUUCCUGCACAAGAUGUAGAGAUUAUUCCUGACAUUGAAGUUAAUUCUGAUGGCAUUGGCUACUGCUUCUCUGAUGGUAUAGGCAAAAUUUCACUUUCUUUUGCUAGGCAGGUUGCUCAAAAAUGUGGAUUGAAUCAAACUCCGUCAGCAUUUCAAAUUCGAUAUGGUGGCUAUAAAGGUGUAAUUGCUGUUGAUCGUGAUUCCUGCAGGAAGCUGUCUUUGCGUGGCAGUAUGCUUAAGUUUGAAUCAGAAAACAGGAUGCUUAAUGUCACUAAAUGGAGUGAAUCUAUGCCUUGUUAUUUAAAUCGAGAGAUAAUAUCCCUCUUGUCUACUUUGGGAGUGAAGGAUGAAACAUUUGAGGGUUUGCAACAGCAACAAUUGCGUCUCCUUGGCAGAAUGCUAAGUAACAGAGAGGCAGCUUUGGAUGCAUUGGAGAAUUUAUCUUGGGCUGACUCCAAGAAUCUUCUGGUAAAGAUGUUGCUUCAAGGUUAUGAGCCCAAUGUGGAGCCUUACCUCUCAAUGAUGCUUCAAGCUUAUCAUGAAAACCUAUUGGUGGAACUAAGAAGUAGGUGUCGGAUUUUUGUUCCAAAAGGCCGUAUCCUUAUUGGUUGCUUGGAUGAAAGUGGACUUCUAGACUAUGGCCAAGUUUAUGUCUGCAUAACAAUGACCAAAGCAGAGCUGCAGAACAUAGAUCAGAGCUACUUCCGGAGGGUAGAUGAAAAGACAUCUAUAGUAACAGGAAAGGUGGUUGUCACUAAAAAUCCUUGUCUCCAUCCAGGAGAUGUCAGAGUGCUUGAUGCUGUCUAUGAAGUGGAACUGGAAGAGCAGGGUUUGGUUGACUGCAUUCUUUUUCCUCAGAAGGGAGAAAGGCCUCAUCCGAAUGAAUGCUCUGGUGGUGAUCUUGAUGGGGACCUAUUUUUCAUAAGCUGGGACAAAGGUCUCAUCCCGAGUCAAACUGUGAGCCCCAUGGAUUACCUAGGACGGAGGCCUCGAAUAAUGGAUCAUAAUGUGACACUAGAGGAAAUUCAAAAGUUUUUCGUUGAUUACAUGAUUAACGAUACUUUGGGUGCCAUCUCCACUGCCCAUUUGGUCCAUGCUGAUCGUGAACCAGAUAAAGCUCGAAGUGAUAAAUGCCUGCAGUUGGCAGCACUUCACUCCAUGGCAGUUGACUUUGCAAAAACUGGUGCACCAGCUGAGAUGCCUAGGUUUUUGAAACCAAAGGAAUUUCCAGAUUUCAUGGAGAGGACAGACAAAACAACAUAUAUUUCUAAUGGAGUGUUGGGAAAACUCUACCGAGGAAUUGUUGGUUCCACUUCACGAGAAGGAUCAAAGUUUGUGUGGUCAGAGAAGAUAGCUGAAGCAACUUAUGAUCGUGAUCUUGAAGUGAAAGGAUUCGAAGAGUUCAUUGACAUGGCGUUGAGUCACAGAGACAUUUAUGUAGAGAAACUAAGUGGCUUGAUGAAAUAUUACGAGGCAACGUAUGAAGAUGAGAUACUGACAGGUAAUCUGAGAAAGAAGGCAAUGUAUUUGCAGCGAGACAACAGGAGAUAUGGAGAUAUGAAGGAUCGAAUUAUGCUGUCCCUGAAGAGCCUACAGAAUGAGGUUAAAGAAUGGUUUGAGAGCAGCUGCCAGCCAAAAGAACACCAACCCCUGGCCUCAGCAUGGUAUCAUGUAACUUAUCAUCCAAGUUAUUUCCAAGAAGGCGUGAAUUGUUUAAGUUUUCCAUGGAUUGUAGGUGACAUCUUACUGAACAUUAAGUCUGCAAAUAGCAAAAGAGAUCCUGCAUGAAUCAGGUUGCUGUGUAUCAUGUAUAUAGGACACUCUUCAGGUCUUUGAUUGUGAUUUGCCAAGUUGGAUCACUUAACAAGGCAAAGCAUAUCAACUUUUGAUCAUUAGGUGAUUGCGAGCAUGCAUUACAGAUAACUAAGUUAAGAUUGUUGAACAGUGUACGUAUGCCUACCAAUGUUGACUGCUAAGCAGUCUUCGCUCCAUUUUUAAUUGCUUCGUUAGUUUUCAAUC
This is a messenger RNA of Manihot esculenta (cassava), 3752 nucleotides long. Its product is annotated as RNA-dependent RNA polymerase 2. Gene Ontology annotation, cellular component: nuclear RNA-directed RNA polymerase complex. The record is from RefSeq and is a predicted model, not a curated record. Gene Ontology annotation, biological process: siRNA processing. The coding region runs from base 159 to 3521 and encodes 1120 amino acids. Lineage: Eukaryota; Viridiplantae; Streptophyta; Magnoliopsida; Malpighiales; Euphorbiaceae. The transcript has 4 exons. Gene Ontology annotation, molecular function: RNA-directed RNA polymerase activity; RNA binding.